Messenger RNA from Chelonia mydas (Green sea turtle), 4156 nucleotides. RefSeq lists its product as uncharacterized. Lineage: Eukaryota; Metazoa; Chordata; Testudines; Cheloniidae. The transcript has 4 exons. The record is from RefSeq and is a predicted model, not a curated record. Bases 212 to 544 code for a protein of 110 amino acids.
GAGUUGGGUUGCACAACCAGGUCACUGUGGGAACUUGGACUGCUGCUCCCUGCUCUGUAUCUAUUCUGUGGCUAACUAGAGGACUUCAUUCUCCAGGGAUAUCAUCUUGGAACCUUUUGGAAGAAGCAAUAAACUCUGUAAAACAAAACAAAAAGGCCAGAUUACAAUCUCUGAUGUACAGGAUGCAUUACUGUGUAACUUGAAACAAUGAAUGCUGUGCUUGCACCCACAGGGAACAAAGUUUGUCAUCCUAAGACACCAGACCUUUAAUGAGGCUCAGGUAACCUCUGACAGUGCUUAUGGUGCUAACAAAGAGUCCCUGUCAGCCUUUGUAGAAGACUUUGAGACUUCAAUCAGCAUUGACUUUCCAGAAGAUGAGGAGUAUGUUGGUGAAGUGCUAGGCUGUGGUUCUUCAGAUAUAUCAGUUCAUGGAAGAACAGAAGAAGCUCAGCAUGCAGAUGAAAAAGAUGACAGAAACAGCAGUAUCCCAGAAGUUGUGAUCACGCAGGCAGAUGAGAAUGUAACAGAGGAAAUCGUUGAAUGACAGAAAUGGAUAUCCUGUCCAGACGGAAUCAAUGGAUAGGUAAUGGAGCAAAUGUACCUCCAGCACUGCCGCGAGUACAUCUUUGCUGAUGAACGUUGGCACGUCACGUGAUUAUGAUAGCAGCAUUGUAGUGGGGAUUUUGUAUCAAAGUAGCUAAGCAUUUGUAGUCUGUUUACUGUUUCCCUAUUUUAUUCGCAUUUCUUCUGGGUUACUACUGAAAUUAGGGUGUUUCACUGCCCAGAUCUCUUUUCUGAUUGACACGUAGACAUCUAUCAGUGACCAUCUAAAUUUUGAUUUGCACUGUUUGUAAUAGUUUUCCUUUGUCCCCAGGUGAGAUGGAUUUCUCAUUUCACACCUUGUUUACCUAACUUUGCAUUCUCAGAGUCAACUGUUAGUGCUGAAAUCUGCAUACUAACACAGAAUGGCUCGAUACUCCUUCUACACCCUCUCAGUGAGGCCACCGCAUUGGGGUGGGGGUUGGGUGGAGGAAGUGUGCUGGGAUAGAGGGAACCAAAUGCAUUAGUCUUCCAUCUGCAUUAAGGGGGACUUCCCCAAGCAAGUAAUAGGUUGGAGCCCAUGGUGGAGGCUCAGUUCUCACCACCUCCUUGGUGGCUGCUGUUCUACUUUUCUGAACCAAAAAGGCUCCAGAACAUUUUUGUUUAUGCUGAGAUUUCCAAAGGAGAUGAAAGGAGUUAAGUGUCCAACUCCUAUUGAAAUGUAUUGGGAGUUGGAUACCUAAUUCCUGUAGACUCCUUUGAAUAUCCCAGGCUUAACAUGUAGUUCUCACUUCCUCCUCGCUUGAGGAAAGUAUGUAACUACAGCCUAGAAUCCAUUCUCCUAAUCUAGAAAGCCUAGCAGGCAUAUCGUUUUCAUAAGACAUAAGAAUGGCUCUACUGGGUCAGACCAAGGGUCCAUCUAGCCCAGUAUCCUGUCUUCCAACAGUGGCCAGUGCCCGGUGCCCCAGAGGGAAUGAACAGAACAGGUAAUUGUCAAGUGCUCCAUCCCCUGUCACUCAUUCCCAGCUCCUGGCAAACAGCGUCUAGGGACACCAUUUCUACCCAUCCUGGCUAAUAGCUGUUGAUGGGCCAAGUCACCCAAGACUCUUUUUCAUUGAUAGGUGGAUAAUGUAUAGGAUUUCAUUUGUAGCACUGAUGUGAUUUUUAAAAAUUAGCAAUCGUCUAUUAAAUUAUAAUAUUUAUAGUGCACAACAACACCUUUGUUAUGACGCAUUCUGCAGAACUUCAGUUACCUAAAACUGAGAGUUCUAAAAGUGAUUUCAGAAUCUCCUGUAGCUAUUUAUUUGUCUUGCUGAUGUGUGGGGUGCGGAUUAUCAUACGAUGUUUUAACAUGCUCUAACAUAUCAUCAGAUAUGUGAAGAAGUGAGUUAAUAAUGUGAAUGUCUGCUAUCCUGCUGCUUUGUAAAACCAUUCUUAAUUUAAUCCAUACACUAAGCGCACUUUCCAGUUACAAAAAUUUAUGAUAUGUAUCAGGCAGGAGUGAAACCGUGAUACAGAAUUGUGACUGAUGUAAAACAGACAUACAAAAUGAGUAGCAUUAGGACAUUUACUUUGAAGUUUGUUAAAACCAGUAAAGUGAUAUCCACUUUAAGUGAAACCUGCUGUUAAAGAUACCUACUGGAUUUGGGGAACAUUUUACUUUUGAACUUACUUCUUGCACUUUGCCUUCCCAUUUACUAUGUUUUGUGGCAUUUGAGGCAGGCUGAAAUAGCUGACCUACUCAGGUAUCCAUAGUAUCUUUGCUUGUGGAUAACCAGAUAUUUGAGCCCGUCUGGUACCUGGAAAAAGUGACAUUUGAAUAUUUCUUAUAUGAAGAAGUUAACCAAAUAUUACUAAGAGGUUGAAAUAAAUAAUGGUUUAUCCACAUUGAGCAUAUUUCUAUAGAUAAUAAAUAUACAGAAAUAGGAAAGGUAGAAGAAAUCAUUGAACACAUUUAAAAAUAGCCGUAUUCGGACAUGAAGUAAAAGAGAGACAAGAGGGGUCGGUCAGUCUGUCUGUCUAUACACCCCCUUCCUUCUGUCCUAUACAAUUACUGUCUCUUACUUUGUUGUGUCCAAAUCUAUUGUGUGCUUGCGCUCGCUCUGUCCUAUAUUUCAUCAAUUCAUAUUUCUGUAUAUUGAUUCUUCAUCCUAUGGCAAUAUACUGAAUGCACUUCGUAUAUAAUAUAAAAAUGAUUUUUCUGCGUAUAUAAUAUACAUGCCUGAAGAGUUCUUUUGUUCAUCUCUUAGCAAAGUGAAACACUAAGUACUUCCGUACUUCCAUUAAACACGAUCCGUUUAUUCCUAGUCAGUGGUACUGACUGUGUGUUCGGAGUAUAUGAUGGAUGGUGAACCACUUGGUUAAAGAAUUUGAUUUUUUUAAAUGAAGUUUGAGUAUGGCAGACUUCUCACUUAAAAGUAAAGUCAAAAGUUUUUGCUACCUGUAGAGUCUCAAUCUCAGACCUUACCAUAGACUUUAUUUCCUCCUGUGCCACUGAUACAUCGCGCAGUCCGGUUGCUCACUAGUUGAGGUUCUACUUCCCAGGUGCUGCAAGUGCAUUCAAUAUUCUGUCACUCUCUUUUGCAAGUUAUUCCUUGGCCUUCCUAACUCUUUCCUUUCUUGGGCACCCAAUUCAAUGCUUGCUUAACAUGUCUCCCAUCUUCUGUACGGUGUACAUGUCCCCACCACUUGAGCCUUCUUUCGUCAGAUUUUGUAAUAUAUCCUGUUAGAGCAGGGUAUAUUAAUCAGAGAAAUGACAUAAUUUGAUCAUUUAAUGUAGGUUGAAAAGAUUUGCUUGUCAAAGCCUGCCUUAUUUUAUUGUAUGUUAAAGAUCAUAACAUAAAUUCUUCCUUUGAACAGAUUCAGUGGUUAUGCAGUUUGCAGACAGUUUUUAGUGUAGAGUCUAAUUUUCCUUACAGCAGUGUUUUCUGAUUCAUAAUCAAAUUUGAUUAUUUUCUAGGAAGAGUUGCAAACCACACUAUACUACUUGCUAAGAGAACAUAUCAAUUAUAUUCCAGGGGGCAGAGUACUUUCUGGCCUGGUGCUUGCCAAUAGAGGUCCGAGUGGGGUUUAUGGUUCUGAGAGCAUCUCCAGCUACUCCAUGGGUUUUCAGUGAAGUGGAACCUCCUACUUGAGCAAAUAGAUGGAAAUAGCUUUGUGAGCUAAUGUCCGAGUUAAUAUGUUUCUGACAAUUUGUGAUAAUAACCAUAGCUUUUACAUAUCAUUCUAUCUAUGGCACGCGCCCCCAGAACUGUGGUUAUCACAUAUACAACUGAAAAUUGAAGGAAAGCAGUAGAAAGCUGGGAUGAAUACUGCAACCCCAUCCCCAAACUCCAAAAGCAUUGCCACAGGUAUUCACUUCAACUUACAAAUAAUUGUAUUUAAUCUGUGCUGGCAUCUGUGAAUGUUUGAGAGAGAGAAUUUAUGCUUGCACACUUGGACAUUUGCACUGGAAUUGCACUAGUGGCAUGGCAUGUUUUGAAAUAGAACACUGCUGGACACAGCAGGGUCAGGGUUCCCAAACCACCUCACCUGGGUCCUGCCGUGGAAGGAAUUCAACCAGACAAAUGUCACAUUUCAUGACUAGUUAGUUGAUGUGAAGGUAAUGAGAAUUUAA